Prunus armeniaca (apricot) is the source of this 423-nucleotide messenger RNA. Lineage: Eukaryota; Viridiplantae; Streptophyta; Magnoliopsida; Rosales; Rosaceae. The record is from the annotation of a GenBank genome assembly.
AUGGGGAUUUCCAAAAGGUCCAGAGGCGUACUUCCUUCACUUAAGGGGGUUGUUGCUGCAAAGGCUUGUCUUUUUCCCUGGGUUUCAUCACCAGAGCAUGCUGAGGCCCUCUCUCUUAGGGAGGCGUUACAAUUUUCUGGUGAUAUGAGCUUUAAUCACUUGCAGAUGGAGUGUGAUGCAUUGGAGCUGGUCCAAUCGCUGGGCCGUACAACGGCGGAUACUUCCUCAAUUGGUUCUUUGGUGGAGGACUGCAAAGCGAUCCUUGCGCUUUUGCCUACUACUUCCAUUAUGCAUAUCUCUAGAAUGGCCAACAAAGCGGCCCAUAGACUAGCACAACUAUCUUUAACUCUGACCUCAGCAUCCACUUGGUCAUGGGAUAUGGGAAAAAAAAACUUUGAUGAGGGUUUGUGUACAAAGCUUUGA